This is a messenger RNA of Trichophyton benhamiae CBS 112371, 948 nucleotides long. Its product is annotated as Ser/Thr protein phosphatase family protein. Bases 1 to 948 code for a protein of 315 amino acids. The transcript has 2 exons. NCBI's taxonomy places the organism in Eukaryota, Fungi, Ascomycota, Eurotiomycetes, Onygenales, Arthrodermataceae. The record is from RefSeq and is a predicted model, not a curated record. Gene Ontology annotation, molecular function: hydrolase activity.
AUGGUUAAAACAAGAUUCGUCUGCGUAUCCGAUACCCACGGGUACGGGACACGCGAAGCAGCUUUCAGGUUGCCUAAGGGAGACGUCCUUAUACAUGCUGGAGACAUCACCAACAAGGGAACGGUAGAAGAGUUCCGCAAGUCUGCCCAGUGGAUCAGAGAAGCAGACUUUGAAGUCAAAAUCAUCAUCGCAGGCAACCAUGAUGCCCCGUUGGAUAAGGAGCUCUACAAGGGCCACACGAAAUUCUUCCAUGGCAAGGAGGUCGUUAAUUCGGAUGAGUGUCUUGAACUUAUCUCUGCUGUGGGGAUAACCUACUUGGAUCACACGUCCAAGACAAUCCGUCUUAAGCGUAAAAACGGGCCAAGGACGAUGUUCAAGGUGUUCGGUUCAGCUCGUCACCCUACAAACAUUUUCGGGUGGAACGCGCCUUUUGGAUAUCCUGCCAAAUCCCCGGAAGAUGCACGCAGAUGGUGGAGUCAAAUUCCCUCCGACGCUGAUGUUGUUGUUACCCAUACCCCAGCCAAAAGCCAUCUCGAUUUGACUACUCACCACGGCAACAUUGGGUGCGAAUACCUGCGCCAGGCCCUGUGGAGUAUUCGACCCAGGUUGUCUAUCUGUGGCCAUGUUCAUGAGGCCAGAGGGUAUGAGAGAGUUAUAUGGGAUGUUGACGACACCACACCCGGAGCUUUUGGUGAAAUCAGUACGACUGUUGGCACUUUACCUCCUCGUGAAAGCAAGAAGAUGAAUCGCGUCGAUUUGACUGGAAAGACAUACCCCCGUCUGGCAAACGAAGGACCCAAGGAUCCAGCAAGGAGUGAAACAUGCUUCAUCAACGCGGCUAUCCUGGCAACUCACUAUCCUCAUGCAGGAGGGCGGAAGUUCAACGCCCCUAUCGUGGUUGAUAUCGACCUCCCGCUUGAUGACGAGCAGGAAUCAGAGCAAAAUUAA